CUAACUUACCUACCUACCUUACCUAUCUACCUUUUCUCCCUAGCGUCUAUACAACAGAUAGUUAGACUCAUAUGCGACAAAAGUUGUGAACAUAUGCACAAAGCUGGGAAUCAUGUCGCGAGGUGAAAGCGUGCCUCAAAAGCCUAUCAUAGGCUCAUACUCGACGCACACCGAAAUCGAGGAGCGCGAUCAAGCCAAUAACGUCGUUGCAACUUAUGUCUGUAGUCCUGAUUCUGGGCCCCAGGAGCGGGGUCGAGUAGAUGUUGUUGUGCCGAGAAAUACCAGGACGUAUGUGAAGAGUGUGCUGAAUGCGUUCCUACCGGCGGGGUACCCGCAUAGUGUCACGAAGGAUUAUCUUCAGUAUCAGAUUUAUGAUUCGUUGCAGGCGUUUUCGAGUUCUAUUGCGGGUCUGCUUUCUUCACGGGCUGUGCUUGAAGGAAUUGGUGUUGGGGACUCUCAUGCCUCACCCACAGCUGCUCUUCUUCUCUCCGUGCUUCAAGAUAGUAUGGGGAGGAUAGCCACAAUCCUUUUUGCACACCGUCUCGGAACAUCGCUUGAACCUGAAUGCAAGAUGUAUCGCCUAGCAGCGGAUAUAUUCAACGAUGCUGCUAUGAUAUUUGAUUGCCUAUCACCAGCGCUACCCAAAGCUUCGAGAGUAGCCCUACUAAGUCUCUCUAGUGUUCUCCGUUCUCUAUGCGGGGUUGCGGCUGGUAGUUCGAAGGCAUCUUUGAGUGCUCAUUUUGCCACGCAAGGAAACCUAGGGGAACUGAAUGCUAAGGAUUCAAGUCAGGAAACGAUCAUAUCUCUCAUGGGAAUGCUUGUCGGCAGCCUAGUCGUAUCACAUAUCUCCUCCCAAGGGGCUACAUGGAUCGUAAUGAUCGCUCUCCUGGCUAUCCAUCUCGGGACAAACUACCUCGCAGUCAGAGCCGUCAGCAUGCGCACACUGAACAGACAGCGCGCGAAUCUUGUGUUCUCUACCUUAUUUCAGAGACUCUCUCGGCUCGAAGGCAGUAAGACGUCGGAUAGUCGGACGGAGUUUCCCACGCCUGACGAAGUAUCCCUCCAAGAGCGAGUCUUUGAAAAAGAUGGUGUUUUACGCUGGCAAGGAGACAAGAUACUUGGUUAUUGCCAGAUUGGUGUCCCGCUUCGAAAGAUUCUAGAUCUCUUCGGUCAAUCCGAUGAGACAACAGGCAGUUACACAGGAGCCAAAUCUCAGGAUUUCGUAGUACUCCUAGAUAUCUUUCAAGAAGAAGGGUAUAUAAUGUGGUAUGAUGAACCUCGCAAGGUAUUCCUAAUAUGCCUGAAGUUUCCAUCGAAUACCGAGACGCAGCUCCAUGCUUGGAUGCAUGCCCUUUUCAUGGCAAUACAAGUACAGAGGGGUCUGAAGGAUGAAUCCGUAAUAGAAGCUCUUGCUCGCACCAGGCGAGAUUUCAGAUCUUGGGCAAAAGAGUACGAGAUAUUUGACAACUUGCGGAGAGUUGGUUGGGAUCUUGAUACAGCUGCGUUGGAGACACGGUCGGGCACAAGAAUACGCACCAAGGAUGGCUCUCCUGGACACGGGGAAGAUCUUGAGGUUCCCUGGAAGUUCUGAUAAUGUUCCAAUAUACCAAUUGAAAUGAGAUAGGUGUUUUACAUAUACUACAUAUAGGUGGCCGAACCAGGUGCCAACGCUGCUGUUAAUACAGAUCUUGUAGAAGCGGGGAUUUUCCAUAUAUGUCCAGAUCCACCGGCUUCGAAUGAUCUAUCCGAAGAACACCUCAUACCAAGCCAAGAAGUUUGGAAGCUCUCAUCUUCCAGCCCUCCCAAGUGUUCAGUUUAGGUCUCACAUCCAGGAAGAAAUUCAGCUUCCCAUUCCCCUUUCCAUCGUCCC
Messenger RNA from Amorphotheca resinae ATCC 22711, 1870 nucleotides. RefSeq lists its product as hypothetical. NCBI's taxonomy places the organism in Eukaryota, Fungi, Ascomycota, Leotiomycetes, Helotiales, Amorphothecaceae. The coding region runs from base 113 to 1591 and encodes 492 amino acids. The transcript is spliced from 6 exons. The record is from RefSeq and is a predicted model, not a curated record.